UGGGGGGGAAGCGCUCUGACAAUCCGGCAACACUUUGCAAUGGUAUCCAUGAUCUAGGGAAUUUCAUUCCAAGAAUGUCAAGUUGACAUUGUCAACGCAAAAUCAACAAAUUUUGUCAUAACUUGCUACACUUAUGAUGUGUUGUUAAAUGACCUUGUUUUCCUAUUUUUUUUCCAUGAUGACCUCGGUUUUAAUUGUUUUAAGAUAUAAAUUCUAAUCUUGUGAUUAUUUCAUUACUGUUAAUGUUUAAAGCCUGCGAAAAUGGAAGCCCGAGUUCUUUCCGUGCAAAGCCAUGUUGUCCAUGGAUAUGUAGGAAAUAAAAGUGUGGUAUUUCCUCUACAAUUGUUGGGCUUUGAUGUUGAUGCAAUAAAUUCAGUACAAUUAUCUAAUCACACUGGUUACAAGAAAUUUGGGGGGCAAGUAUUAACAGAUAAGGAUUUAUUACAACUUAUUAAUCCCCUUAUUGAAAAUGGGCUCGAUUCAUUAUACUCUCACAUUCUAAGUGGCUAUAUCGGUUCUGCCUCAUUCCUAUAUGAAGUGACUAAACUAGUCAAACAUUUAAAAACCAAAAAUCCAGACAUAGUUUAUGUGUGUGACCCUGUAAUGGGUGACAAUGGCAAAAUGUAUGUUCCUCCUGAGUUAGUGACAAUAUAUAAAGAAUUUGUUGUGCCAUUGGCUACAAUAAUCACCCCUAACUUAUUUGAAGCCGAAUUGCUUUCAGAGAUAAAAAUAAACGAGGAGAAAGAUGUCUGGGAAGCGGUUGAUAUUUUACAUUCCAAAGGAUGCCCAAUCGUAGUUAUUUCUUCUGCUGAAUUGGGUGACCGUGAUCAUUUACAAAUCUUUGCUAGUCAAAAAGGUGAUUAUCCUGUAACAAAUUUAUUAGUUUUGUUUACCCAACCUCAUCUAUUUCAUACCUUUGCUGCUUUUAGUUUCAUUUCUCACCACCAUUCCCUCACUUGUCUAGAACCAGUUCAAUCUGAAACAAUUGAAAUUUUAGGUGAUAGUCCAAAAAGGGUGCAAAUGCAAAUUCCAAAAGUCCCUGCUCAUUUUACAGGCACCGGGGAUUUGUUUGCAGGCCUGUUUUUGGCCUGGAUGCAUAAAACCCAGGAUAUGAAAGAGUCAAUCGAAAAAACAAUAGCUUCUUUACAGGCUGUUUUAAAGAGAACAUUUGAGCAUGGUAAAGAAAUAAACGUUAAAAAUCUAGAAUUAAGGCUUAUACAAAGUAAAAAAGAUAUUGAGGAGCCUCAAGUUGUUUAUGAAGCUGUCCCAGUAGCUUAA
Brassicogethes aeneus is the source of this 1278-nucleotide messenger RNA. NCBI's taxonomy places the organism in Eukaryota, Metazoa, Arthropoda, Insecta, Coleoptera, Nitidulidae. The record is from the annotation of a GenBank genome assembly.